AUGGCCAUUAAAUUAUUCAUUACAGGGACAGAUACUGAUGUUGGAAAGACAUUUAUUUCAGCAUUGUUGUGCAAAAGAUGGUCUGCAGGUUACUGGAAACCAAUUCAAACAGGUUUAGAAUCUGACCCAGGUGAUACCAAGACGGUUUCAGAUUUACUUGGAAGUUCUUUGGUUACUUCAACUCCUGCACUAGAAUACCAAAAACCAUUAAGCCCUUGGAGAGCAGUUGAAUUGGAAAAUAGAGAAGCAAUUGAUAUCAAAAAAAUUUCAGUCCCCAAGGAGUUGGAGCAAAAUAAAGAAGUUUUAAUUAUUGAAGGUGCUGGUGGUGUCUUUGUUCCAAUAACUGAAAGUUUAAUAACAACUGAUCUGAUCCAACAUUUUGAUUGCCCAGUAAUUGUUGUCGCAAGAUCUGAACUUGGAACAUUGAAUCAUACUUUGUUAACAAUUGAGCAUCUUAAGAACAGAGGAGUCAAAGUGAUUGGUGUUGUUUUGAAUGGGGAUUUGAAUAAUGAUAAUUCAAGAACAUUGGAGGCUUUUGGUGUUAAAAUUCUUUUUCAAAUUCCUAGAGCAUCUACAUUGGAUGAGGUUGAACAUUUAGUUCCAGAUUUAAAAGACGUGUAUAAAAUUUAA
Messenger RNA from Hansenula anomala, 630 nucleotides. RefSeq names its product dethiobiotin synthase (gene BIO4). Gene Ontology annotation, biological process: biotin biosynthetic process. Lineage: Eukaryota; Fungi; Ascomycota; Saccharomycetes; Phaffomycetales; Wickerhamomycetaceae. The record is from RefSeq and is a predicted model, not a curated record. Gene Ontology annotation, molecular function: ATP binding; magnesium ion binding; dethiobiotin synthase activity. The transcript has a single exon. Bases 1 to 630 code for a protein of 209 amino acids.